This is a messenger RNA of Oryza brachyantha (malo sina), 4029 nucleotides long. RefSeq lists its product as uncharacterized. The record is from RefSeq and is a predicted model, not a curated record. NCBI's taxonomy places the organism in Eukaryota, Viridiplantae, Streptophyta, Magnoliopsida, Poales, Poaceae. The transcript is spliced from 3 exons. Bases 590 to 3610 code for a protein of 1006 amino acids.
UCUCCUCUUUCUUUCCCUGCGGGAGCCCCCCUCCAAACCCUCGCCUCCCCCGCAACGCCGCACGCCACCGUCGCCCUCUCCGCUCCCCUCCCCCACUCUCGCCGCCGCCCUCCCCUCCUCCCCCGCGCAGCUCCGGGGCCUCCUCCCCGGUUCCAGUCGGCGCUCCACCCACCCGGGGGGAGCGGGUCUCGCCGUCUCCUCCCCGGUCUCCGGCCCCGGCGGCUGGGGGGACUCGCCGUCCGCCGCCUGCGCGACCGGCGCGGCGCCAUCUCUCUAGCGGCGGCCGCGUAGAUCCGGAGGACGGUUUCGUGGGGGGCGCAAUACUGUUGGUCAGAAAAAUAUUCAGAUUCUCGAACCUUCUGGCUGGUGCUAUAUCAUUUGCGUUUAAUUUAAGUUGAAACCAAAGGUUGCUAAGUUACCAAAUUGGUGUACCAUUUGUCGUGUAGCCAUAGCAUAUCCCAACUCCUGAACAGCUGCCAUCAGCAUAUUUGAAGUGUGAAAAAGAAUGGAUAGGUAAAUCACACUUUGUUGCCACUGGGAUGCUUUUGCAAGAGAUUAGGAGUUUAGAUCUCUAUCUAUUCUAGUUGGAAUGGAUUGCAACAAAGAUGAGGCUAUUAAGGCAAAAGCUUUGGCUGAAAAGAAAAUGCGGGAGAAGGAUUUUGCUGGUGCAAAAAGGAUGAUUAUCAAGGCACAACAUCUCUCCAAAGAUGUUGACAGCAACAUUUCUCAAAUGUUAACUGUUUGUGAUAUUCAUUGUGCUUCUGCAACAAAGGUUAAUGGAGAAAUUGAUUGGUAUGGGAUACUUCAAGUACCUGUCACAGCUGAUGACGCACUAAUAAAGAAGCAAUAUCGUAAGCUUGCUCUUUUGCUACAUCCAGACAAGAACAAUUUUGCAGGUGCAGAGGCAGCAUUUAAAUUAGUGGGAGAAGCAAACAUGACGCUUACAGACCGCUCAAAACGUUCUGUCUAUGACAUGAAACGAAAUGCCUCAGUCAGAAUUGGUUCUGCAAGAGUUCCUUAUCAGCAAAGAAGAACUGUACCUGUUAGACCUAACACUACACCUGUGAACCUCCAUAAUGUGCAUCAACCACAACAGCAUAAGCCCUCAAAUCCUUCAGGGUCACAAACAUUUUGGACCAUAUGCCCAACUUGUGGCAUGCGAUAUCAAUAUUACCUUUCAAUAUUGAAGAAAGCUCUCCGUUGUCAGAAUUGCUUGAAGCCCUUUGUUGCACUUGAUUUAAACGAGCAAACUGUUCCUUCUGGGGCAAAUCAUAGGUCUGCUGGGGUGUGGAAAAACUCAGGGGCACCACAAAACUUUCCAGCUCCACAAGCAAAUGUUGGGCAAGCUCAGAAUUCUGCAAAUCCAGGGGUCCAUGCUAAUUUUGGUUCUCAUAAUGCGUAUGCAGGUGGGCUGAAGGACAAAAGAAAAUUUACUAAGGCAACGGGAAAUUCUUCAAAAGCUUCAGUUGCUGGUUUGAAAAGGGGCAGAAGAGCUAUGGUUGAAUCUAGUGAAUCUAGCGCUUCAGAGACAAGCACUGAUAGUGAAGAAGAGAUUAUUGAAGAUGGUACUGCGACAAAUAAUGUAGGUCCAGGUGAAAAUCCCCGCAGAUCAAGCAGGCAGAAGCAAGAAGUUAAAUAUAAUGAAGAGAGCGAUGAUGAUGACACUGACAAUCGUGGCAAUGGUGAUGAUGCUUUUGUGAGUUCUCCCAGUUUGAAAAGGUUAAGGAAAGGUGGUCAGUUUCAGGGUGGUGGAAGCAAUGAAACUAAGUUGAAUGAUGACACAACUGGGUCUGGGCAUAAUGGUCCAACUAAUAGUGUUAAUAACUGCAAUAAUACAGAAGAGGUAGAGAGAGGUACUGCUUGUGGUGAGGAAAUUAAGAGGGAAACAAUGUCUGCUGGAGGAAAUGGUGCUGAGAAAGAAAAAAUAUUCCAUUCUAUCAACAGCAAUGGUCUAGGCUCAAACUCCAAUGAUGCUUCAGAUGAGGUGGUUUGUGCGGAUUCUGAAUUUUUUGACUUUAAUCAACUUCGGCAUGUAAAUCGGUUUAAAGCCAACCAAAUAUGGGCUUGCUAUGAUAGUCAAAGCUGUAUGCCGAGAUACUAUGCUCGAAUUACAAAGGUAAAAACUGCCCCACAGUUUAUGUUACAUUUCGUUUGGCUAGAGUUUAAUCCCAAAAACAAAGCAGAGAUGGCCUGGUCUUAUGAGGACCUCCCUGUUUCUUGUGGACUUUUUAAGCCUGGAACAAUAGAUACAGCAAAAGAAACCAGUAUGUUCUCCCAAGCUAUUUGCUACGAAAAAAGCAAGACAAAAAACUGUUAUGAAAUAUAUCCUAGGAAAGGUGAAGUAUGGGCUCUUUUCAAGGGAUGGUAUAUUGGUUGGAGCUCAGAUGCUGAUAAACACAAAAGAUAUGAGUAUGAAGUUGUUGAAGUCCUCUCUGAUCUCACUAGUAGCACUAGCAUCAUUGUCAUGCCACUUGUGAAGAUAAAAGGCUUUGUUAGCUUGUUUAUGCAGUCUAAAGAGGCAACACCGUAUGUGAUAUCUCAGGAUGACACUCUAAGGUUUUCACAUUGUGUCCCUCAUCAUUUGACGAGUGGAACUGAAAAGGAAGGAAUUCCAGAAGGGGCUCUUGAACUUGAUCCUGCAGCACUUCCACUAAACCUUGAAGAGGCUUUUGCUUCUGUUGUUCCAGAAAGCAGUUCAGUGAAAGUUCGGGGUUUUGAUGCUGAACACAUAGGUUCAUCCAGUGGUAAGAACUACUGGAAGGGAUCGGUGGGUGUUGGGGAGAGGAGGCAACAUGCUACAUCCACAUCUACAGGGAUUCCUACAAGGACAACAAAGGCAGAGAACAAAGAGCAGAACGCUCGAUCUGAAGUAGAAGGUACAGGUGCUGAUGAGGAACCUGAUGAUUUUGCCCAAGCAGAAGUUCUAUAUCCUGAAUCGGAAUUCUUCGAAUUUUCAGAAAUAAGGUCACUUCAGAAAUUUCAGCCUGGGCAGAUCUGGGCUCUCUACAGUGAUGUAGAUAAGUUCCCCAAUUACUAUGCCUGCAUAAAGAAAGUUGAUCUCAUGAAUCAUGAACUGCAAGUAAGAUGGCUUGAUGUUUGCCCUCAGAAUGAAGAGGAGAAAAGAUUGGUAAAAGAAGAGCUGACAGUUGCGUGUGGAUCCUUUAGGAUUUCCAGCUCCCAUGGUAUUCAAACAUACAAUGGUACAGAGUACUUGUCUCAUCUUGUACAGGCGAGACCUACUGGUAGAAGAAAUGAAUAUGAAAUAAUUCCUCGUCUUGCUGAGAUUUGGGCUGUUUUCAAGAACUGGAGGGCUGGAUGGACUGCGCAAGAUUAUAAGAAAUGUGACUAUGAAUUGGUGGAGAUAUUUGGUCACACUGAGUCAUCCAUACAAGUUAUGCUUUUAAGAAAAGUGGAUGGUUAUAGGUCAGUAUUUGUGCCAGACAAAAGAGAGGGAGCUGUGAAGACAAUAAGGAAGGAUGAGUACCCAAAGUUCUCUCACCAGAUCCCGUGCUUCCGUCUGACAAAUGAAAGAGGAGGCAAGCUUCGAGGUUUUUUGGAGCUCGAUCCUUUGUCAGUGCCGGAGAUGUUUCUUUUCACCGAAUCAAUCUGAGAUAGUCUUACCCUCAAUUGAUCUGCAAGAGUAUUCUUGUGAUGCUACGAGAACCAAGCUUCUCCAGAAGCUGGGUAGUCCACAAUUCAACAUUUUGCUUAGUGACAGAAGCUGCUGGGUUUCAGCAUUUGUAUGUAGUAGCAGUAAUGUUAUGGGCCUCAGCUGCUCUCCAAUCCACACAAUGAAGGCGUUGUCAGGCAACUGGGACCAUUUUGCUAGAUGACCCGUAGCUGCAGUCUACAAACUGAUUAAUUUUCCUGCAGCUGCUAUAACUAGUUACCGAUAGCUGUAUCUAGUGUUUUUAGUUCUGUAGCUGGACUAUCAAUAUUUCCUUUUACCUGUCGUACUUGCAAUGUUGGACCAUGUAAUUGAACUGUGGGAGGCCAGUCUGAUCAACUCGGAGAUCUUUGUUGGCCUCC